AUGUUUGACGGACAUCAAAAUGAUUAUCCGUUAUUAUUUGUUGGCGGAACAAAUUAUAAUAGAGGACGUACUCAACAAUUACCAGCUACAAAAAGACGAUAUGUUCUUGAAAGAUAUCCAUCGCGAAAACGAGGAACGGCAGAAUAUAAUCCAUUAUAUGAUACAUUUCAACCAAUAACACCACCACAUUUUCAUUAUCAAGCACAAAAUAGACCUGGAAGUAUAUAUGAAAGACCAUGUACAAAUUCUUAUGAACAUGAACAACAAUUAUUGACACGAGAACGAAAUAAUGGUGAGUAA
Adineta steineri is the source of this 300-nucleotide messenger RNA. The record is from the annotation of a GenBank genome assembly. NCBI's taxonomy places the organism in Eukaryota, Metazoa, Rotifera, Eurotatoria, Adinetida, Adinetidae.